AUGUCGAUGCUCCCGCAGGCCGCGGCUUCGUUGAAGGAGGGGCAGUGGGAUCGGAAGACAUUCAUGGGGCAGGAGCUGCACGGGAAGACGCUGGCCGUGGUGGGGCUGGGGAGGGUCGGGAGGGAGGUGGCUGUGAGGAUGCAGGCGUUCGGGAUGAAGACGGUCGGGUACGAUCCGGUGAUUCCGAGGGAGGCGGCGGCGGAGUUCGGCGUGGAGAGUCUGGCGCUGGGGGAGAUGUGGCCGAGGGCGGAUUUCAUCACGGUGCAUACGCCGUUGCUUCCUCAGACGAGGAGAUCUGUUGUGAGUCUUUGGGAAACCGCGGGGGGCGGGAAGGACGGAGCGACGCGUCGUAUUACUUUUUGGCCCGCGUGGAACUCGCAAAUUUGGCUUUCCCGAUUCUGCGGGCGGAAUGGUCGUCUCUGCAGUCUCGUGGUUCGGUCGCUUCACCUGAUCAACGACGAGGUGCUGUCGCAGUGCAAGCGAGGCGUGAAGGUGGUGAACGUGGCCCGCGGCGGGAUCGUGGACGAGGCGGCCCUGCUGAGGGCCCUCGAGGACGGGCGAUGCGGGGGGGCCGCGCUGGACGUGUUCGAGGAGGAGCCGCCGAGGGACCCGGAGACGUGGAGGCUCGUGAGGCAUCCGAAGGUCGUGGCCACGCCGCAUCUGGGCGCGAACACGCACGAGGCGCAGCAGCGCGUGGCCGUCGAGAUCGCGGAGCAGUUCGUCGAUAUGAUACAUGAGAAGCCGUUGGUGGGAGUGGUGAAUGCACCGAGUUUGAGUCUCGCGAAGACCAACGAGAUGAAGCCUUGGGUGGGGCUGGGUCAGGCCUUGGGCGCCAUUGCAGGGGCCUUGAACCCCAAGGGGGCUACACCGGCUCUUCAUGUCGAUGUCAUUCUUUAUGGACCGGGACUGAACCAGAAGAUGUUCGUUGCAACCACGGCCAUCCUUGUGGGGCUGAUGAAGGGAAGCAUCGAGAAUGGGAUCAACUUGGUGAAUGCACCGAUCUUGGCCGAAGAGGCAGGCAUCACAGUCAGGGAGGAGCACGUGCCCAUUUGCACUUCUGAUGUGCUGGCCUCUGGUACGUCCGCGCUCAAACUCGUCCUGAAGAAUGGAAGCACUGAGCACAGUCUCACCGGAUCGUUGCAAGGAGACAUUCCUUUGCUUUAUGAGAUCGAUGGGGCCCGCUUCAAUACAGGUGUGAUAUUGAGUGGCCAGGUGCUGUUCUUCACAGGGAAUCAUACAAGCCUUCCACAGAUUAUCAGCAAGAUCAUGGGUUCUGAAGGCAAGGUUGAGUCAGCACUAAUGUCGAGCGAAGACAAGGCAAAGCAGACCUGGUUUGCCAUUCGCACAUCCAACUGCAUCGAGGGAAAGAUUGAUGUGGGGACACUUGCAAGAGUGGUUGCCCAAUUUCUCGUUCUUGUUACAAUGAAAGAGACAGGAAGACAUGGGAUGGAUCUGAAGGCAGUGCAUAAGGGAAGACUGUUCUAUGAUCACCUUGACUAUCACAGGCGGUCAUAUGUUGACUCAGCUCGGCAUCCACCCAGGACAAACACAACUCCAUCCUGCAAAAGAAUUACAGCCAAAAUAUUCCAUGAAAGCAUGGAGAAUCACCUUUCAAUAUUUCACUGGCCUGGUUCUCACCUUCAUGAGACCGGGGAAAUCCAUCCAGAAAUUCCUGUUGGGUAUCAUUUCCCACCCCUCAGCUCCACGUACAACACGGAGGAUGAUCAUGCCAAUGAUCAGGGAAACUACAAGGUUAAAUUUCUUGAAACUCAGGUGUUUGCCUUGCAGGCACCAAAUGCUCUUCUAAAAUGGAAGACAGAAUCAGCCGGGAUGUCGUCUCACUCGGCUCAACUCCCCAGCCCCAUUCUCGCUUCAUCACCUGAAACUGUGAAGAGAGACUUUGGCCCUGUACACCAUACUCCAAUGUCCUUGAAUCGUUCAAAGCAGUUGGCCACCCCCUUCCCAGCAUCAAUAGACAGUAGAACAGUUGCUUUUUCCUCCUUAAGAACUGCACCCAAUUUCACUAGACCUGCGUCUUCCUUCAAUUCUUCACUAAGAAUGAGUGAUGCAUCUACAUCAGCCUCAACUGCAAAUUUUAAUAAUUCCUUUUGUGGAAAUGUGGAACGGAGGAAAUCUACCAAGUGCGUUAUCACCACCCCAGACAAGAGAUUUGUGUCUAGCUUUCUCCUUGGGCAAUCGACACAACACAAGGAGAAUAUGCCUAUCACUGAACAUCUUCAGGCUUCUGUGAAUAGAAAUAGGAUUUUGGAAAGAAGGAAUUCUACUGAGAGUGCUAGUAGCAAAAUUCCUUCACCAGCUGUCACUGUAAGCCAGCGACCUUCAGCACUACAGAGGAAUCACUUUCCGGACAGGAAUACACUUCGCCCAGACUUGGAUAAGCGAAAUUUGGAGCAUGUUACUACAACCAGACCCCUCCCUGUGGUGAGCUUAAGGCGACCUCCUCUGCAACAUCUACGGCCUGACAGCAAUCAAUUCUCAACACUCAACUCUUCACUCAGGCGGCAAUUCCAGACAAAUCCAUUGCAAUAUGGAGCUCUCAGUCAAACAAGAUCACUCUCACCUGGAAAUACCAUCAACAAACCAGAAACUGAAGACCAGUCUGGCAGCAUGCAGGACCUUCUGAAUUUUCUGAAAGCGCAGAGCCGAAAGAGAGCUCGGGCAACUGAGGACAAUGAGGACUCCAAAAAGCGAGUUCGACGGGAUAGUUCAUCUAGUUGUGAUUCCGAUGGUGCACCUGCAACUGCCCCACCUAUGUCAAUGCCAGCUUCAUUUCCAAUCAGGACUGAUGUACCACCACCUCAAAUUCAAGUGCCAACUUCAACACCUCUUGUAACAGACCGAAAAAGAUCCUCUGAGGCAAUUACAGAAGCCUCAUCCCCCAUCAAAACAGCCACGCCCAAGCGAAGGCGUAUUGAUGUUAUUGAGGGCUCCUUGAGUUCCAGCCAGCGGGAGACCCAGAAACGUCCAGCUGGGUCAGCAGCAAUGACUCAGCGACAAAAAUUAGCUCGUGGAGGUGCGUCAGAAACUCCAGCAACAGGAAAGUGGCAGUUGGAGGAAUUCCCUGAAGGAACUCCACAGCUCUCUGUUGAGAAGGAAAAAACUUCCUCUGCUGAAACUAAAAUGAAGGAGGAAGUGCAAACUCACUUUGGGCAGUCAGAAAAAGGAACACAGGGCAAGGGAAAAUCAGGCACUGUGUUGGAUGUAGGAACCCCGAAAGAUGUAACUGCAGCAAAGAAGAUAGAUGAUCAGGAGAAAGAGGGAUCCACUUCCAAGAAAGUGACACGAUUAAGAAAACCAGGAGAGGAGUAUCAAAGUCCCCUUCGUCUCCUUCCAUUGAUUCUUCCUUCUCUUGAGGACGUGGAGAUGGAUAAAGGGAAGGAAAAAAAUCGUCUUAGCCGAAUGCUUCGAGCAUUUCAAGAUGAUGCUGAAUCUGAAGCUCCAGUCACUGUUCAGUCCACAAUAGCCCCAAGUAGUGCUCCUUCUGCCAUCACUUCCACCAUUACCUCUAAAUCUCUCACAACUCCUAUACCCAGUGCACCUUCUGCUUCUGUAACUACCAUUUCUUCAGUAGUCGAGCCAAUUAUUUCAACCAGUGAAGCUACAACUAGUGCCAAGACAGCUGUAGAACCAGUGAAGACAACUGCAUCCCAGGAUCAGAGCUGUGCAAGCCUUCUUACAACCACAACCACUACCACCAGUGGACAUAGCCCAAUUAUGAGCCCACUCGCCCCAGAGUCUGCUGUCACCUCCACCGCUGCUUCUGCCUCUGCUCACACUGUGGCACCAUUCUCCUUUGGUGUCGCUCCUGUUUCUUCAGCUGCUACAGGAACAGUUACAUCAAUAUCUGGCCCCAUUGCUACCACAUCCAUCACAGCACCAACCCCAGCAGCAGGGUUGUUUUCAUUUGGAGCUCCGAAGACCACAGUGAAAGAAGUUUCCAGUAUGCCAGAGACAACAUUGAUAAAAUCCUCACCAUUGGUAGCAGCUGUGAGUACUCCCAGCACUUCUGCAUUCACAAAUGUCCCAUCCACUAACACAUUCCAGUUGAGUGGGACAUCAGUGCCCAAAUCUACAGCAGUACCAUCAAUGAGUUUAGCUCCUGUAUCAACCAUGGUUUCCACCACCACCAUGUCAUUGCCAUUCUCAUUUGGUGCACCCUUGUCAUCAGGCAGUGGUGGCUUUUCCUUUGGUCAAGAUGCCUAUCCUGCAAAAUCUGCAACUGCUUCUCCUACCACUACUAAAUUUCCUUCUGCACCUGAUUCUAUGAAUGGAUCACUAUCCACAGCACCUUCUGGAGGUUUCACCUUUGGAAUGGCAAAAUCUUCCGGAGGGAGUGCUGCUUCCACUAUCUCAAGUGGUUUUACCUUCCCAGCCAAUACAGGACCAACAACACCUUCAUCUAAAGCCUCUCAAUCUCAGUCACCUCCAACCACAUCAUCCACUGGCUUUCCCACACCCUCAGCCACUCCUGUCUUCCAGUUUGGAGCUACAAAGACAACAGCAGCUCCAGUGUCUGGAGUGGCAACGGCAAUGGUAGCACCUGCUUCAAAGAAUACUACAACAGGAGCUUCUGUUUUUGGUACCCAGAGUGCAUCUGCAACAUCAUCCACCUUUGGAUCUUCAGCACCUUCAGCUGGUUUCACAUUUAAUGCUGGGAAAUCAUCAGCUCCAGCAUAUGGCACAUCUGAAUCUCAGAAGCCAAUUUUCAGCUUCGGAAUGUCGAAGACACCUGCUACAACAGCAGCGAAUUUCACUUCUCCUCCAACUGUCACCACUGCAAGCAGUGCUCCUUUCUUUGCAUUUGGCUCAUCCCAGCCUGCACCCCAAAGUGUCUUCCAAUUUGGGGGGGCUCCAGCAGCAAAAACUGCAGUAGCAAUGACAACAGCAUCUCAGCCACAAGGGUCAAUCUUCACUUUUGGGCAGUCAGCAGCCAGUACAGCACCUUCAAGUAGUUUUACCUUCAACUCACCUGCUAACUCAAGUCAGGCACCUUCAUUUGGGUCUUCGGGGUCUGCUGGGUUCCAGUUUGGAGCCCAGCCAAGUGGGCAGUCAUUUGGAACAGCUACAGGUUCUCAAGCACCAGCUGCAUCAACUCAAGGAUUUUCAUUUGCUGCUACAUCACCCCAGGGAGGCUUUAACUUCAGUAGCCAACAGCAAGGAAGCACAGCUCAGCCAGGGGUUUUCCAGUUUGGUUCAACAAAUCAACAAGCACCUUCAUUCGCUUCUGCAACCUCACCUGGGCCAGGUUUCCAACAAGGGAUGGCAUCCCAAACAACAGGGUUCCAGUUCAAUCCCAAUGCUCAGCCUAAUUUCAACUUUGCUGGUGGAUCUCAACCACCACAGUUUGGAGCCCCUGGAAGCAAUCUCUUCACACUUGGAACUGCUUCAAACACAGAUCAGCGACCUAAGCGCCACGCCAUGCGCAGAUCCCGCAGAUAAUAGUUCCCCAUUAGGACACAUGAUAAUUUUAAAUUCCUUUUCUUCAUGUCUUUCUCCUCUUCCUCCUAAUUUCAAGAUGACUCAUCUCAUGUAGUUGUUUGUAUGUAGCCAUUGUGUUGUUUUUCCUUUGGAAGAAAUAAUGCCACAGAAUGUCUUUAAUAUGCAUGACAAACACAAUGCAUGGCCCUUCACUACUGGUAUGUUCACCUUUCAUAGCUCCUUUGUGGUGCUUGAGAGGCAGUGUAUCAGUCUGAACAAGUAUGUAAAAUCACCCAAAAAUGUUAUUUUUUCAUUUAGGAAACUGGAAUCUGGCAUCAAACCCCACAAGCACUGUGAUUUAUUCAGAAAAGCAGUAACUGUGAUAGUAUGUUUUGUUUUGCAUCAGCAUAUGAAGAAUUCCUCUUUGAAAUUGCAUGAAUUUUCAAACAGUCCUUGCUGUGUGAUGUUGAUACCAGGUACCAGGAUGUACAAUAUCAAUGGGUGAGUAUGACCAUGUGCAAAAGAAUGUAAGUGGUGUUUGAUUUCAGCUUUGAAUGCAAAGGAUUUCUCAUCUCUAGUAAUAUGCCACAGAAACAAAAUAUUUUCCUUCAGCAUUGUUUGCUUGGAUUCCAGUAUGGCGACCGAAUCAGAUGUCUGUCCUUGGUGAAUUUACUAAUGCCCAGAGAGUUCCUCUUGUGCUCUUGCAACUCUAGUGCAAUGUCGUUCUUACUCUGCAUCACAUUAUGUUCUUGUCUGCUGCUUUCUCGAGAUGCUAGCUGCAUCCCUAAUUUUUUUCAUAGUGCUGUUCACUGCUAAAUAACUGUUCCAUAUCCCUGGAAGUAGGUGAGGGUUCUCUAAACACGAUAGAGAAGAAAGAGCGUGAUUGCGGCAUAUAUUUUGCGUUGUGUGGGACUCGAGUGCAGUGUAUGUAUGAUACGACGGGCAAGUUUCAUUUCGUCUCUAGUUCUUCUCUCACUCUGAGGCUUUGAUGCUAGUGUGCAAGUGUGUAUUUUUGUGGAUGUGUUACAUGAUUGUCUUAUUGAGUUUGAGGUCUCUAAAGGCUUGGUAAAUUUUCCAAUUCUGGAUCUAAGAGAAUUUUUUUCUCGACUCGUUUCAAAGUAACUUCCAAAGUCGGUCGGGCUCGUCGCGGGAGAGACACGCGGAGACGUGUCGGUGCCACUGUGAUAACUUCAAACUCAAUAAAGUGAAUCUUCGUUGUCCGAAUUUCUUCUUCUUCGACUUCCGA
This is a messenger RNA of Darwinula stevensoni, 6685 nucleotides long. The record is from the annotation of a GenBank genome assembly. NCBI's taxonomy places the organism in Eukaryota, Metazoa, Arthropoda, Ostracoda, Podocopida, Darwinulidae.